AUGGUGGGAAGAGAUAUGAGGAGGGAAAUGGAGGACUUCAGGAAAGUGGCGGAAAGGAUGGGCAAGGAGAUAGAGGAAUGGAAGAAGGAAGGGCAGAGAUGGAAGAAAGAGAAGGAGAAUCUAAUAAGGAAAGUGAAAAUACUAGAAAGUAGGAUGGCGGAGAAGGGAGUAGUGGCAAAGGAGAGUAAAAAGAAGGAGAAAAGGGAAGGGGAAGGAAGUCUUGAGGGGAGAGUGGUGGUUAUAGAGAGGGAGAUAGAGAUGAGGGAAAGAGUAGAAAGGAAAAGAAGAAAUUUGAUAAUCAAGGGAGUAAAGAAGGAGAAAGGGGAUAUAAGAUGGGAGGUUGAGAAAGUAUUUAAAGAGAUUAGAGCUGUAGUUAAAGUGGAGGAAAUAAGAAGAUUGAACGGAGGUAGUGAGGAUAAAGGGGAGAUGGUGUGGGUGAGGGUGGAAAAAAGAGGUCAAAAGGAGAAUUUGGGAAAAGAAAAAGAAUUUAAAAGGUGGAAGAGUAUGGAUUGA
Pseudomyrmex gracilis is the source of this 513-nucleotide messenger RNA. RefSeq lists its product as uncharacterized. Lineage: Eukaryota; Metazoa; Arthropoda; Insecta; Hymenoptera; Formicidae. The record is from RefSeq and is a predicted model, not a curated record. Bases 1 to 513 code for a protein of 170 amino acids. The transcript has a single exon.